Messenger RNA from Passer montanus (Eurasian tree sparrow), 10022 nucleotides. It is a transcript of the gene CLVS2, whose product is annotated as clavesin 2. Gene Ontology annotation, cellular component: membrane. Gene Ontology annotation, molecular function: phosphatidylinositol bisphosphate binding. The transcript is spliced from 5 exons. The coding region runs from base 810 to 1793 and encodes 327 amino acids. The record is from RefSeq and is a predicted model, not a curated record. Lineage: Eukaryota; Metazoa; Chordata; Aves; Passeriformes; Passeridae.
GCGGGCAGCCCCGCGCCGGCUGGUGCCGUCUGCGAGCGGGGCGGGAGCGGAGGAGGGCGCGGGAGGGGGGCACGAGCAUCCUCCGGGCCGAGGCUCCGUUUGGCUUUCCGGCGAGCGGGAGGCAGCUGUACCGGCGAAGUACCUGCGGAUCGGCUUUCCUCCUCCUCGCUGGCUUCUUUCAGUUUGGUGGUGGUGGAGCUUUUUUUUUUUUUUUAAUUUUUUGUUUUUCCACAUUCUUAACCCUCCCUCAAAUCCAGGGAGACGCUUCUGAAGCGGGGUGAGCGCUGAUCUUACGUAAAUGGUGCUGCUCCGGGGAGAGCAUCUCCCCUGCCAGCCGCGGGCCAGGGGAGCAUCCUCGGGCGCCGCUCGCCCUGCCUAGCCACCGGGCUCCUCGCUGCCGCCCUGCCCGAGAUCCGCCCCGGCAGCGGCACCGGCGGGGGCGGGCGGUGAGCAGCAGCCGGCAGCCCGCAGCCCCGUUCCCGGCGGGUUUCGGCGCCUCCGCGGACCGGCUGCGGGGAUGAUGCGGCGCGUUGGACCCCGCGGCGGGGAGGGCGCUAUGUCAGAGAGAUAACGCGCCUCCGCCCGCAGCCCGGGGGCAGUCUCGGUGCCAGCCCCCGCCGGGACCCGGCUGCCGGGGAGCCGCUCGCAGCUCGGCGGACGGACUGGCCGCGGCGGCGGGGCCGGGGAGCGGCGGGGCGAGGCCCGGCNGGCGGGCGGCCGUGCCGGGGCAGCCCGCCUCCGGGGGGCAAGCGGCCGGGAGGCUGAGGAGCGCAGGCAGCAGAGCCGGGGAGGAGGAGGAGGGCAGCGCCAUGACUCAUUUGCAGGCAGGUCUCUCCCCGGAGACUCUGGAGAAAGCCCGGCUGGAGCUGAACGAGAACCCCGACACCUUGCACCAGGACAUCCAGGAGGUGCGGGACAUGGUCAUCACCCGGCCGGACAUCGGCUUCCUCCGCACCGACGAUGCCUUCAUCCUGCGGUUUCUGCGGGCCAGGAAGUUUCAGCACUUCGAGGCGUUUCGCCUCCUGGCCCAAUACUUUGAAUAUCGACAGCAGAACCUGGACAUGUUUAAGAGCUUCAAGGCCACAGACCCGGGCAUCAAGCAAGCGCUGAAGGAUGGUUUCCCCGGCGGGCUGGCCAACCUGGACCACUACGGCAGGAAGAUCCUCGUCCUUUUUGCUGCCAACUGGGACCAGAGCAGGUACACACUGGUGGAUAUUCUGCGUGCCAUACUUCUUUCUUUAGAAGCCAUGAUAGAAGACCCCGAGCUGCAAGUGAAUGGAUUUGUUUUGAUUAUAGACUGGAGCAACUUCACCUUUAAGCAGGCCUCCAAGCUCACACCAAGCAUGCUCAGAUUAGCCAUAGAAGGCCUUCAGGACAGCUUUCCAGCUCGGUUUGGAGGAAUACAUUUCGUCAAUCAACCAUGGUAUAUCCAUGCCCUCUACACAGUUAUCCGGCCCUUUCUAAAGGAGAAGACACGAAAAAGGAUAUUCCUGCAUGGUAACAACCUCAACAGCCUGCAUCAGCUCAUACACCCUGAGAUCCUGCCUUCAGAGUUUGGAGGAAUGUUGCCACCCUAUGACAUGGGCACAUGGGCAAGAACACUGCUUGACCACGAAUACGAUGAUGACAGUGAGUGCAACGCGGACUCCUACAACACUCCUGCAAAGGAUAUAGAAAAGGACCUCUCUCCCAAAUCCAUGAAAAGGUCUCAAUCAGUUGUGGAUCCUGGGGUGCUGAAACGCAUGGAUAAGAAUGAGGAAGAAAACAUGCAGCCCUUGCUUUCACUUGACUAGCAGUUUUUGAGCAUUGGACAUGAACUGAGGUGGAAGGCACUGCCUCUCAGCAACAAGAAAAUCAUUGGGAAGGAGUGUAACAGCUGGAAUCCUAUUUACUCAUGUUAAUGUAGCAUAUUGGCAGCAGGUGUUACUAUUCUGCCUGAAUUCUGGAAGCCCUUUGGUGAAAAAGAAGUGGAGACAAAAAAAAUUAAAUAAAAAAGCAAAGGAAUCAAUAAUUUAUUCUGUAAGUGCCAACUUGUUUGUAAAUACAAUAUAAUCCUCCAAUUUUACUUUGUAAGUUAUGGUAAACAAGUGCUAUGGAAAUGAGUGACUAUUAAAUAUGUCAGCGAAGUGCACCAUAAAAAAGAGAAGAAAACGUGUGUGUUCUCACAUGCACACACAUACACAGAGAGAAACAUACUGAACAAAGAAAAAUAUCAAAGGCAGUAAAGUGUUGCCCUUCCCAUGGGAAGCCAACUAGUACAUUGACUGCUGGAUUUCUUCUGCAGUGAUCAUAUAGUGUGCUAAGAUAAAGAGGGAAUAUGGAGAGGGAAUAUGGCAUUGAGAGAUGCUGUAAUCGGUUCAAUGUUUCCUAACUGUGGGAAUUGGUUUCUUAAAUAACACUGGGGUCUAGGAUUGUUAUUUAGGAUAAACAAUGUGCAUUGUGAGAAAGAUCACAGGUGAACUGGAGCCAACUCUUGGAUAGCUUUGUAAUUUGACUGUAUGGGUCUCUGAGGUUUCUUCCCUAACUUUUCAUUUACACAAGUAACCUGGCUUGGUACCAUAAUCUGGGUGUUGUAAUGUGGGACACAUUGGAGUUACUUCUCUUGCAUUUUGGGUGCACAUCAAGAAUUUUUCCAGAACUCUGUUCUCCCUUGGACUGAGACAUUAGUCCUCUAACUACAGUGGAAUAACCAGUAUCUGAAAGUAAAGCCUGGCAGCAGAGAUUAGUCACUGAAUCCUGUGCACUGGGAGACUGGAUACAUAUAUAUAUAUAUAUAUAUUUUUACCAAUCUCUGACAAGCAUACAAGAUGACAUUGUUAGAUAAGUAUAUUUCAUUGAAGGUUUGUACAAGAAAUCAUACCUAUUCAAUGUACUUAGAUAUAUUAUAGAUUGUAUAUUGAUACACUGUCAUUACUAAUAUAGUAAAACUUUCCAUAGAUCAACAGCAUCACACUCCAAGCAAAGACUAAUAUGAAUAAAUUUUAGUCAAACAUCUCAGCCUAUAGUUUGGGACACCUUUGUUUUGGUUGUAGUGUAACUGUAUAUACUGAACAUGUGCCAUAAUAGAGAAAUACAUUUUACCUCAAAAGGGCAACAGGUUUCACUAGGGAUUGGGUCAAUCAGCUGAAAGAUAGGGGCUGUGUCAUCUCUGUGUGCUGGCUGAUGUGCAUGCAGCCUGUGGUGUGCUGAGGUGAGAAUGUAAUUUCUUAUUAGGACUUAAAUUGACAGUCAGAGUGUCAAGACACACAGGGUGCCCAGCAAGACAUCUGAAUAAUUAAAGAUGUUGUAAGAGCAUGUUCAGGCAGUGCAGGCAUUAGUUAUGAAAACACUGACCACACUGGAGGUGAUAGUUCACAGCAACUCUGGCUCCCGAGUGCUAGGGUUUAAAACAUUUCUUCCAUCACUCCAGUGAUAGGUGAAGUUUCCAAGUUAUUGGUUGUAGGUGACCUCUUCUCAUCCAGGAUGAUUACAGCUGUAAGAUUUGGUAGGCUGAGAUGGGUUAAGAGCAGAGAGUGAAAACUUGAAAGUCUGUCGUCUCGAGUUUAGCUGUAACUCCUGUGGUAGCAGCUUCAGCGUUUCUCAGGGCUGAGACGACCCUGACCCUUCCAGCAUCACCCUUGAUUAGCCCAGGCAACUCACAGGUAAAGCUUUCCUUCUUCGCAGGUCAUUAGCAGCACUGAUAAAUAGUGUAUGCCCUAAUAUGCCAUCAGCUUGCAGGAACUUGUCUGAACAACUCAUUGCCUUUCUGCUUUCCUAAUUCUGUUUUCAUGGUACGUGUUAGGAAAUACAGAGGAAAGAUAUAGAGCCUGAACUUCUUAUCAGUCAGUUCUACAAGUUGUCAGUAGUAAAAACUGUCCUAAUACUGCUUCUGUGGUUUGAGAGACUUGAAAAAAUGAUCAGUUCUUACAUACCCUUUUAUUCAGUUCUAUUUUUCACAUUCCUUGUAAAAUCAUGCUGUGUAGGUGAGAUGUGUCUCCAGUAUUCGCAUAAGUGCCAUUUUUGAAUGUGUGUUAUAUAUUUCCGCACUUUUGAUUAGUAGAAUAGUGUAUUGCCACAGUUAUGAUUUAAAAAUUCUUAUCAGAUAAAGCUAAAACAUCAGCAGAAAUUUUCUCCUUAUAAGGGCUUCAGGAUUUAGUCAGUACUCCACAUUUAUACAAGCUGUGACACAGUGGUGAUCAAAAUCUUCAUGGAUCCUUUUAAAUACAUGGGCCAGACUGGUGUAAGACAGCAGAAUGCUGAUUUCAGAGUACACCACCUGUCUAAUCACAAAAUGCAAAUCUGUUCCACUGUAUGAAGCUUAAAAUUUGUUUUGAAGCUUAUAAAUUUUUGUUUGAAUAUCCUUUAUUUGUGCACUUAACUGUAAUUUAUGUAAUAUUUUCUGAUGUCUGAUUUCAAUUUUAAGGUAAUGAGUAUGAUUAUAUUUUUUUCCAGAAAGUGAAAGUAGGAUAUAUUAUAAUUUUGUGUAACUGGGACCUCAUCUUUCAGCAAGAACAAAAUUGCUUUUUCAAUAAGAUCCUCUCUCUUGAAGAGUUGGGCUAUAGGUCAUCUUGGCUGCAGCUUUUAUUUCACUAAAUCAAAUUCUGACAGUGGUAAUUGCAGCUGUGACAUUGAAAAAGAAUAUGGAAAUGGGUAAAAGAAAUAAAUAUAUUUUACCUGUUCUCACUAUUCUUUGAAGGCAUUUCUCUUUUACAUAUCAGGGUACAUAAAGGGUUCCUCCUUUAUUGUAGAAAAUCUUUAUAGGUAGUUCAAUUUUUAUUAGAUGAAUUUGGACUGAAAACUUUUUCCAAUCUUUAUUAUCAUAGGAAUUACUGUCUAAUUUUUAUAGCAGAAUUGAAGUGCUAAAACAGAAUGCACAUGCUUGGGAGGAACUCCUCUUAAUUUCUUACCUUUCUUGUGUAUUGGGUAGAAUAAAACCUUGUUGUAAUUAUGCAUGCUGAUAUGCAUAUAAAAAUAUCCUGCAAUAUAAGGAACUUAGUGGAGAAACUCGAUAUACCUGUCCAACUACAUUAAAAAAAAGUGUAAAAAUUGAUAGUUUUGGGCCUUUGAUAAGAUCUAAAAAUAUCCUCUUACAUGAUGACUUUUCCAAGACACAAAUGUUUAAAAAUAUAUUGAAAAAUUAUGGAAACUUCCAUGACCAAAACCUGCUUGUAAUCAGAGACGUCAGUAGACUCUUGGCUUUACAGAGACAGGUAAUCAGACCCACUAAGCUCCAAAAAAUACACAGACUCCCUCCCAAUAGUUAUUAGUUGUAAAAUAGUUUGAGAUGUCUUUACAGAAAUGUAAAUUUACUGUAUAGCAUAUUUAAGAAGAUGUUUUGCACUCUACAAACAUGCUAUGCCUAGUCACAAACUGAAAACAGUCUUAAAGGAAAGAGGAGUAAAAGGGACCUCAAGAGGUCACUGAUAAGUGGAGAAGCAGAUUCACUUUAAUGUCGCUCUCAAAUGUUUUAGCUCAGUACCUUGCAUGGAAUGCUCUUUGUAUUACUUAAUCACAGUCACAGCCAAGGCUAAGCACAUUACCUGACAAAAUUGUAACCUGACAGUAUUUUGUUCAUGCCUUUUAUUAUUUUUCUGUUCUGUUCGGGAAAUUAAAGUUUGUCAAGCAUCAUAAGAACUACCAUUUAGCAUUACUUGGAAAACACUUUGCAAUAAGCUUUGGUCAUAUCCUUGUUAUUAUAUUGUUUCUGUUAUGAUUAUUGAUGUAUGUAUUUGUCCAGUUUUUUUUGAUAAAUUUGUUUGAAAGAGCAUGCAAGAGAGAAAAAACCAAAAUCAAUCAGGCUAAAGGAUUUUAUAUAUAAUAUUAAAAUGGGAUUGUAGGGAGAGUUUGGAUUUUAUAAUCUUAAAUUGCGUCUGGGGAAUGUGCUGCUAAGCUAUUAGCAGUGUUGGGUUCCAAGACAAAUUUGGAAGAUAAAUAUCAAUGUGAAAGACAUCAGCAAAGGUCACAAAGCAUUGCACUGAAGAAAAGACUUAAUCACAUUGCUGGUUCAGGUGCCUCUAAAGAAAGGUAUUUUGCAAGUAGCCUGUGAGUGUGUACUUCUGGUGGUGAGAAUAGUUCUUUUGUCCACAAACUUCAAAAUACUCUGUGAAAUUGAGAAAAUAAUAGUCAUCCCAUUUCUCAGGUAGUAAAACAGGAGCACAGCAAGUUAGAGACAUAUCUCAAUGGAAGACAUUUUUCCGUGUGGAAAAGAUGACACUGAUCACUCAGUCUGAUUUUAACAGGAGAGAAAAUAUUGCGUCCCUGUUUUGUGAAGAAGGUGUUAUUGUUGAUUCACUCAUGCCUAGCUUCUUUAGAACACUUUACCAAGAGACCUUUGCAAACCAGGGGUGAUCUGCUUUCCUGUGGAGUUAAAUCUGAGUGUACAUGUAACCAUUUCUGCUGUGGAAAUGGCAAAAAGGGUGUAUGUCCCCCAAAUGAAAUGCCUUUCUUUCCUGUCUGAUUGUUGGGGAAAAAGGUAGUUUAAUCCGAAGACUCCCCCAAAAUGAAAUUUGCCACAUAAAGAAUUCUGUAAGGGACAAAAAAAUAUACUUAUCUUCCAUCAACUAUACAAGGAACAUCAACAUUUUGUUUAGAGGCAUGCUCAAGUGAACCCAAAUGAAAGUGCAAGCAAGGUAGAUAGAAUCCCACGUCCUGCAUUGCCUUGUAACUUUGAAUGAUCCUGUGUCAACAUCUGUAUUUAGCAGAUCACCUUGGAUGUUCCUUUCAGUCUGCAUUUCAGCUUUCAGUUGUGUAGGAAUUUUUUUCCUAUUGGCUUUUGAGAUCUUAAUUUGUUUCCUUCAUAAGCGUCUGUUGGCACAAAGCAGCAUUGACCCCUGUUGGAUUGCAUAAUUUGAGAAGUGGUUUUGUUAAAAAAAACCAAAAAACAACUUGUGCAGUGAUGGGCAGUGGUGAAGUUGAAACAUGGCUGAGAAGUUCCCACUCUUUUGUCACUCCUCCUCCAGUGUCUUGUGUGUGUAAACUGCUUUGAUUGAUAGAAGACAUGUUAAGACUUGCAGGAAGAAUUUAAAACUAGAGAAAAAAGAAGUUUCUGCAAUGAAUAGAAAAUAUGAAUUGAUCAACUAUUGCUGUGGAAUCCAAAGCUGGGGGGGAAGCAUUGCACAUGGGGGAAGUAGAGAGACCUCCAAAGGAAGAUGCUGAUAAUUCCUUAUGGUACAUGUUUUGUUAAAAUGAGGCCAAAGUAUUUUGUCUGCAGAGACUGUGGUCAGCCAGAUGUGUUCUCUCUGAAGCAGUGGCUCACAGGAAGUCCUCUCAAAUAAAAGUAUGACAAAGCUUCCUUUUGCAAAGAAUUCACUUCCAGAGAACUGACAUAUCUGUCAAUUUGCAGUAGACAAAUGGCAAGAGUUAAUUACGAUUUUUAUUUGAUAUGGAAAUGUGGCUGUGAUUCCUUAAAGAGGCUGUCGCAUCAUCAGCAACAAACAGCAGUGCCUAAAGGCAGGCAUCUCAAUUCAGGUCCCUUGGUUAAUAAAAAUUUAAGAGUAGAAAAAAAAUCAAGGGGAGAGAUAAUAGAAGAUGAUAAAACACAAUAAUUAAAAAAUCAAAACAGAGAGAAGCAAGCUUGCAGUGGAAAGCUGUAUGAAUGGCAAAAAUGAUGUGAUAGAAUUUGCAUUAAUGCUUCCAAGAAAUUAAUCAGUAGCCUAUUAUGAGUCCCCCACCUCUGCAUAAUGAGCAGAGUUUCCAUUUUUCAUGUGGUCUACCAUGUAUGGCCAUGAUGGAGUUUCCCAAAUCUUUAGGAAAAAAGUUACAAUGUAAAUUGGUAGGUGCUGUAGCUGAGUUUGUGAACAUAAUUUAAGGGGUCAGAACAAGACAGCAGAGCCUCACCUGUAGAUGGGUCCCAGGAAUAUGAGAAGUGAUGUGUCCUGCCUGGGUGAAGUCAUCAUGGAAGGAGAUAAUGAAAGGAGCCCUAUGGCUGUAAGGAAAGGUGGCAGGCCUAGGGAGAAAGCAGCAUUAGGUAUUUGGAGUGAACUGGUUAACCAUUUCAAUUAUGAGGGAGGUUUUCACCUGCUCAGUAAUAUUAGACAGGUCUUACAAACCCCAUGACGCAUCUGUCAUCAGGAAGGAGAGAUAACAUGUUUCUCACUUUCCCACACAAACUCAGUUUUGAUAUAUUUAAACCUGAUGCAUAUGCUAAACCUGAAGUGCCUCUGGUGCUGCUGUUUCCACAGUAGCUUGCAGGAUGUGGGUAUCAUGUGGCAUGCAGGAGCUGGAAGGGUAGAGCCCCCUAACUUGUCCUUAGGAAGAGAAGCGAGGAAUGUAGUCUGCAAAAACCCUGCUGCAGAGAAAAUUUUUGGGAGAAUUCAACACUUGUUCAAGUUACAGCCUGCCUUGCCCUGACAUCAGUAUCAGCACCUACUCUGUGGAAAGCUGUGAGUGGAAGUGGUGUGGGAAUCUCCCCUGCCAACCUCGGUGUCUUGUGCUAAUUAUGCAGCCUUCGAGCUGUAGCUGGUGAUCUGUGUCCUGUGUCUUUAAGCAGUGCUGCUGGUAGUGUUAAUUGUAGCCAUUAGUCACUCAGAGCAGAGAUGAUUUAAAGGAAACUGACAACUUUAAGCAUUACACUUAAUGCCUAAGAAUAUUAAAUUGGUGAUUGUUACAAGUAAUGCCUAAGAUUAUGAUAACUUAAAGACUUCCAGGGUUUGGCUGCAUUGUAUCCUUGAUGGGACUUAGUGUAUAAUCACUUUCCUUUAAGUAUGGUUGUUCCUGAGGUUCACAUGCAUCUUUGAUGCAGCAAUGGUAAAAGGAGUUAAACAGUAGAAAAUAUCAUUCUAAAGCUAUGAAUAUAUUCAGAGGGGCACAUUUAGAUUACCUGACAAUAUUAAGAAAAAUUGUUUUGCAGUUUACUAGUGUUCAACUUGUGAAUAACGGCUCUUUUAAAUAAUUUGCUUCUCUAUCUCUUUCACCCUAUGGAUUGCUGUGUGAAAUGUGUUCUGCAAAACAUUUCCAGCUUUUCAUCCCUUCUCCUAUCCUCUUGUGUUCAACAGCAUCCUGUCUUCUGUGUGUACUUUAUUCUGUGAAUAACUGAAGAAAACUGUAAAAACCCAAACACACUGAUAAUCUGCAGAGUAGAUCUUGAGGACCAGUAUUUUAAAUAUUUCCCUUCUAUAAAUCUCUGGUUGACAGGGUGAGAUGAAAAAUGAGACCAAGGCCAACUGCAUCAUAAAAGAAUAUAAAACGAAAGAGUCUGGCUAGAAGUGUAGAUGAAACAACUCUUGUGAUUUAAGAUGUUACCUUCCCUGACUGUUUGUUGUCACUCUUCACAUAAGAACUACUGCCCCAACCUUUAAUCAACAACAUAUUAUGGAAGUACUCAUGUCCCAGUGAAGGCUGUGCACAAAUCAUGUUAACUCUGUUGAUUCUGCACUCAUGCAAAUACAAAAACACUCACAUAAUCUAUUAAUACAUCUCUGUUACGAGAAUAAUGAUUAACAGCUAGUUAUGGUGACAUCUAAAAUUGCAGAUUGGCAAUCUGUGCCUUAAGGCUCCUGUGAUCUGUAGUACUUGCAUAGCAGUAACUACUGAGUAAUGUUCUUUUUGCAUGCAGCAAUCUACUUUGGAGCCUUAUGGAAAAUAUAGCACCAUAUCAAAAUUCAAAAUUAAAUUGCAGGAGUAAUUUGCAAACAAUGCUUGUAUCCUCAGGAUAAAAUUUGUUUCUCAGUUUAGUAUUGUUAGGACUCAGGGGAUCUGAGAUUUGUAAAGCAAGGACAAGUUUAUUAAUCAUGUUCUUUCUCUGUAAACUUUCAAUAACUAUUAUCUUUUCACAACUUGUCAGUUUGAAUUUUAUUCUUGAACCUAGUGAAAUGGUUAAUUUUGUUCUGUUGUGUUCUAACCUAAAGUCUGAAGAUAAAGCAACUUUGUGAAACUUCACUCUUUAUAUUGUAUAUUUAAAUCUCAUCAGUUCUCUGUGAUCAAUGGGCUGCUUUGGAGAGUGCUACUACUUUGAGUCAUCAUUGGUUAUUGAGGAAGAAUGACAUUCUGUUAAAUAAAAUAUGACCAAAUGAAAAUUAAAAUACAUAUAUAUUUUCGUGUUUGUA